AUGCGGCACAAGGGCUUCCUUUCUAGCGCAGCCGAUGCGUGCUCUUCCCGCGCUGGUCCGUCGCAUCUAGCUCGUCACAAUGCGACUGGGCCCUCGCGGCGAGCCUUGCCUCCGCCCACACCAUCGAGCUCGCCAUUACCAUCACCGCCUCCACCACCAAUAUCUUUGCUGUCGUCGACAUCUCCCCUACCACAGUCAUCAUCAUCAUCAUCAUCAGCAGCAGCAGCAGCAUCCUCCUCCUCCUCCUCCUCCUCAACUUCCUCAGCCAGCGCUCCAUUCACAUCGAGCAGUCUUCAUUCGCGCUAUGCAUUCGAGCGUCGCGCUCGUCUAGCAAAACCUCUCUCGCCACGCCUUGUUACGAAUCACCUAUCCUUCCUCUAUCCGCCAUCAUGCUUCGCGCCGACCUCGGCUACGAUUGCUAGGCCAAAAUCGUCUCUAGCUCCGACCAGCGCCGUAGCUUCUCCCGCAGCUGCCGCACAGCAACUUGCUCUGUCGUCGCAGGAUGAGCAUCAGCAUCAGCAUCACCACGACCAUCAGAUUUCCGCUCAGCUCGAGCCAGAAUUCACCUUCUUGCGCCAUCGUUACGAUCCACCGCAUCAUCUCAUUGAUCAUUCGCCUUCCCGCGCCCUCCUUCAGCAAGAUGCGAACAGCCACCUGGACGACCGGGAAGCGGUGCUACAACAACCACUACCCCAAAGCCUCUCGACUCUCCCACAGUCUUCGAGUCGUUACCAAGCAUCGGCUUCCCAACUUGUCUCGCUAAGUCGCCAGAGCGAGCGGCUUCGUUCAUCGCUGCAGGACGGCCGAGCCACUCAUUCGGAUGCCAUUGUGAAACAGUGUCGUCGUCUUGUAUUGCAGGCGUGCCGUAUCACCUCGCGUUUGCACGCAAAGACAGCUCGCGCGAUUAUGUACGAGACCGCUUCCGACUGCGCUUUUCAUCUCGCAGCUACCGCCCAGCCCGUCGCAGCCGCCAUCAUUCUCCGUCACCUCUUGGUCAAGCUCGGAUGGGAUCCCCGAUCCAAUGACCAGCUUCAGUCGCUUCCGACACUCGAGAAUGACACGCUCCCAGCUCUCCAGACAGGCUCAUCGACAUUGGUGACUGAUCCAUCGGUGACACCGACCAACAGACUAAUGCUGGCGACGCAACAGGUUCUCUCCCAGUUGACGCUUGCGCCUUCGCCAUUCAGUCCUCGACCCAUUCGCAAAUUCGACUCGCAGCAGCACCUCGACACUGCCGCCUCGCUCGUGUCCGCCAUGCACUUGAGUCAGAUGCCCAGGAACACAGCUUCGCAGACGGCUCUCAUACGUGCCAUGAUCGCCUCAAGCCAGACGCGACUAGCUGUGCAGAUGUACGCCUCCGAGGUUCGGGCCUGGUGGGCCGCCCACAAACAAGCAAGGCGUCCAAGGCCGCUUCUGCGACGCAAAGCUGCCUUCGUCGUCGAUUUGGGCAAGCCCAGCUCACAGGCUCUUCGCGAGAUCACACGCGCCAUGCAGCAACUCGAAGCAUUCGUCACACGCAUCCAACCCGAUCUCUUGUCUCAGCUCUCGUCCCGCGAGCAAGAGGCACUUCGCGACAAGCGCGCCGAAUACUCCGAUUCGCUCGUGGAGCUCGUGCGUCUGGUGCGCGGCGGACGACUGCCUUUGCCGCCCACGCCAAGCGCACCAGAGAUUGCUUGGGUCAUUUCUGCAUCUUGCCGGUUCGAGGCCACGCUGAUGCUGGACCGUAUCCCGGUCAAGAGCGCCGAGUCGAUGCCAUCAUCCGUGGACGCUGCGGAGAAUCGUCGACUUCAAGGCGCGGCUCAGAUGAUCCGCUACUUCCUCUGCGAAUACAUGCGGUCCCUGCCCGAUGGACAGACACGCUCUGCAGCAAAUGUGCUCAUCCGCGGCGAUCCCGUGGUGCGUCCAGCUGUCGGAAUCGCCGUUUACAAUCGGCUCAUCCACUACGCCUUGUCGACACUCAGGUCGCCGUCCAUGUGCAAGGAAGUCUUUCAGCACAUGACUCAGCUUCGCCAACCACCGCUCGAACCCGACGCCGUCACUUUCAACACAAUCCUGCGUCAGGCCACCACCCAACGCUAUGCAUCACUGGCAAAAGCUGUGCUGACCACAAAUCAUCCAGAGCAGCACUCUCACAUUCGUCCCUCCAAUCAGCAGCAGAGCGUCGUCAUCGAACAAAGUUCGUCAAUGGCAGAAGUGUCGACCUCGACUUUGGAAGCAGCAGCAUGCCGACCCGACGACGUUUCGGCAUCAGACCUUGAGCUGCGUCCUAUCAAGCCGAUGAUCCAGCAAAUCGACACCGCCAUCGCGCAUGCCGACUCUUAUCGCCUUGUUGCGCUCCUUCAGUACGUGGCUGCUUCUGGUCUGUUCCUGCGUCGUUAUCGUCAUGAACCCGGUCACGCGGGCGUCAAGGAGCUGGUCAUGCGCAUCUACCCCGCUCUCAACAAGCAUCGCUCCGCCAGUGCUCGCUUCGUCGACUCUGCGGAUUCCGCGCAACAACACAGCAGCCUCGCCCUCCGGCCAAAGGCAAAUCAGGUUUCCAGACACGCCAUCCUGAAUCCACACGUCCUCACCGCGACGCUCAAUCUUGCUGCUAAAGCCGGCAAGACAGGUCUUGCGCUGCGCAUCUGGCGUCUCAUCAAGCGCACCAGCCUCCAGAGCACCUUACAGUCGCCCAACAUUGAUGUCGCGCCCGCACCGUGGCAGAUACCUGUAGAGGCUGCCACCAUUCUCAUGACGGUUUUGGCGGCAGAAGCUGCCAGGGCACCCCACUUGCGACAUCCUGCGCGAUUGCCGCGCCAGCGUCCGUUCGUUCGAGCAUCCCGCAAUUUGCCUCAGCGGAUGACGAGGCUCACCGUGCGCCGACAGUAUGCCAGAGGGUGGAACAUUGUCGCAUCUUUGCGUGGUCGCUCUUGUGUCGGGCAGCUAGGGUCGAGCGGACGCAUGCGCGUCGGCGCUGGCGAAUUCGGGGAGGGUCUGCGAUGGAGAGCCGCGCAACUCUUGGCGAAGCGCGAGUACGCGUUCCUGGUGCAUCACUGGCAGCUCUCGCAGAGGCUCUCGUCUUCGCACCGCCAACGUAUGGAGGAGCUGGUGCAGAUGGGUCGGAUCGGAUUGCCGGCAGAAGCUUCCCCAGAACGAUACAACACGACAGGAGACGCUGAAGACAGGUCGGGACAAGGUGUACAGCCAGACUCGCGGUUCUUUGAUGCGGUUCUGGAUGUGUUUGGUCGCAGACCGGGGAUGAUGCAGCGCAGCAGAAAGCACCACUCUCGUGCAGCGAUGCUCUCACAGCUCCGUCGUGGGUACAAGGAGGCGACGGAGAAAGUCGGUUCGCCUUCCAACAGCGGCAGAAUGCAGCAGCAAGGAUCACACGAUGUCGGCAACGCAAUCAAGGAGAGGCGGGCGCUUCUCGCUGGAGCCGUCUUGCCUAUCGAAGACCCGAGCACACUCUCAAGCACGCAAUUGCUUAACGCAAUCGCCGCACGCAUAAGGUGCAACUCGCGCGGUCGCUGGACGUCGCUCUCUCCCGAUCCGUUCCUCCUCCGCAUCUUGAUCGACAUGCAGAUCUUGGGGAUCGAGAUUCCCGUGGCGUAUCGAUGGAUUCUGGCCCACGCUUCGAUAGUGUCAGCAGCGGAUGCUGGGUCAGACGACAUCGGCUCGGGUUUGCUGAAGAAUGAGGUCGCGGGUGGAAGCAGGAAGGAGCUAGGUGCGUUUUCGCCGUUCAGAGGACCGAGGGUGAAGACGGUUGGACUUGUCGCCAGGCGUAGGAAUUCGAAGGUGGUGGGGGAGAAGGCGGAGAAGGUGGAGGAGAAGCGGACGAAGUAA
Messenger RNA from Pseudozyma hubeiensis SY62, 3822 nucleotides. RefSeq lists its product as hypothetical. Bases 1 to 3822 code for a protein of 1273 amino acids. The record is from RefSeq and is a predicted model, not a curated record. The transcript has a single exon. NCBI's taxonomy places the organism in Eukaryota, Fungi, Basidiomycota, Ustilaginomycetes, Ustilaginales, Ustilaginaceae.